AUGGAUCAUGAAGAUGAAUCAAUCGGUCAUCUCAAACAAUUGAGUAGCAAUGAAAAUAUAUCACUUAGCGAUAUCAGUGAAGUUUACAAAAUUCUUCUGGAACAAUUUAAGACAUUAGGAAGUGAACAUUUACAUCUGAUUAAGACAUCAGUAGAAUGCUCAGCAGUGGUUAACAUGAUGAAAAAAUCUGAUUUAUAUUCGCCUCAAGGGCGACAUCGAUUUCAAGAAUUACGAGACAAUUUCACCACGCAGUUUCAAUUACAAGAACGAAAUAAUAUGAUUCUCAAUUCAUUAAUUAUUACUCAUAUAUUAUGCGAACCAUUUAUUACUCAAACAAAAACUCUGCCAGAAUUUGUUGAUCGUCUUGCCCAUUUACGCAAUUUCGAAGAAAGUUCAUUGAAACAUAUGAGAGUUAUCAAUGAAAAUAUACAAACUGUUAAUAUGUGGCUAUCAGCAGAAGAGACUUCAGCAUUGGACAAUGCUCUCGUUACGAUGGAACAUUUAUAUAAAACAGGCAUUGUUACUAUACGACUGGGACGUUUGAUGAAUGAACCAUCCUAUUUUCAGAUUGAAUAUUCAAUUGUUAAAAUGAAAACAUCGAUAAAUACUGAAAAUUUCGAUGAAGAAGUCGAGCAAGAAGAUAGACCACACGAUGCGAAAUCAGCCAAAUUUAUUUUGUCUAUGACUGAUAUCAAUGAUCAUAAACGUCAACUUACAUUUUGUAAUGUCGAUCUACCAUCGAAUAUGUCUCAUAAAAAAGUUUUACUGAGCGAACAACUUCGAUUAUUGGAGAUUGUUGAGAAAAUCUAUUCAAUGUUUGUCAAACUAGAAAUUGCUGGUCAUCCAGAUUAUCAACUUAGAGAUGAGCAAUACAAUAUCCACGAUAAGACAAGUAUGAAUAUAGCUUGA
Rotaria sp. Silwood1 is the source of this 909-nucleotide messenger RNA. Lineage: Eukaryota; Metazoa; Rotifera; Eurotatoria; Philodinida; Philodinidae. The record is from the annotation of a GenBank genome assembly.